Molecule: messenger RNA, 2812 nt
Organism: Maniola jurtina (meadow brown)
Lineage: Eukaryota; Metazoa; Arthropoda; Insecta; Lepidoptera; Nymphalidae
Gene: Afg3l2
Product: AFG3-like protein 2
Exons: 2
Coding region: 435-2744 (769 amino acids)
Biological process (GO): protein-containing complex assembly; mitochondrial protein processing
Cellular component (GO): membrane; m-AAA complex
Molecular function (GO): zinc ion binding; ATP hydrolysis activity; ATP binding
Source: RefSeq, a predicted model, not a curated record
GUUGCGAGUUUACAAAAUAAAAUCUUCAUGUUUCCAUUGGUUUAUAAAAACUGCAUUGAACGUAGUUAUAAUUAGUUAUUUCUAUGAAUUUAAUAAUAAUUUUUAUUCAAAAUACAUAUUAAAGGUGUAUGUAGGCCGUAGGGGAUAAUAGUAAAACAGGGGGUAAAAGUAAUCGCGAUAAGAUACAUUGUUCGGCGUUCCCGGAAAAUCUUGUGAAAAAGAACUUGUGAAAACGUGUGCAACACUAUUCUAUUUUCUAUGAUUACCUACUAUUGACUUUGAAUUUUCAGUUUUGACAGAUAUUUUUAACCAUGUUUUCGGGAAGACUUGUGUAGUUCUGAGUCUGGAAGAUAUUAUUGUGACAUAAUAAUUAAUUUUAUUGUGAAAUACGAAAUUGACAGAGGUACUGUAAAUAAAAGAGACCCUAAAACAGUAUGUGGAAGGGCCUCAGAUUAACGCAGUCGCAACUGUUGAAAUUAAACUUCAAUGGACAUAAACUCCAACCUCUCGGAGUACCAGCGUUGGAUUCUGUGUUGAACCAGUGGUACGAGUUCUGCAAGAAGCCUCCUAAAGGGUUCGAGAAGUAUUUCCAGCCGGGUGGUGGUCAGAAACAGGAGAAAAAGCCUGAGAAAGAUGAUUCGCCAGCACCGUCCAAAACUACGCCGCCUCCUCCGAAAUCGAGUUCGUCACAAGAUAAAUGGAAUAUCAAUAUGUUUUCGAAUACCCCAGGAGGGAGCAGAGGCCCCGGCCGUGGCGGUUACGAGGGCCAGGACCGAGAAAAGUGGAUGAUGUUCGGCGCAAUGGGUGUCAUGACAUUAAUAGCUUCAAUAGCAUACUUCGAGCUUAGAUAUAGAGAGAUAAGCUGGAGGGACUUCCUUAAUUUAUAUUUAAAUAAAGGGUCAGUCGAAAAAUUAGAAGUCAUAAACAAAAAAUGGGUAAGAGUCAAGCUACAGCCAGGUGCAUUUGAGAAUAAAAUUAUAUGGUUUGCGAUUGGCAGUGUAGAUUCCUUUGAGAGAAAUUUAGAGAAUGCACAGAUUGAAAUGAAUGUAGAUCCACCGAAUUUCGUCCCCGUCAUAUACAAGACGGAGGUAGAGGCCGCUAGCUUGACAGGUAUGCUGCCUACUUUAUUGAUAAUUGGAUUUUUAAUCUACAUGAUGAGAAGAUCAGCUGAUAUGAUGGGUAGAGGAGGUCGUAAAGGUGGCGGCCUAUUUGGUGGAGUCAUGGAGUCAACUGCCAAACUUAUAAACCCAACAGACAUCGGUGUAAAGUUCCAAGACGUAGCAGGUUGUGAAGAAGCUAAAAUUGAGAUUAUGGAGUUUGUAAACUUUCUGAAAAAUCCACAGCAGUAUAUUGAUUUGGGAGCCAAGAUACCUAAAGGAGCCCUAUUAACUGGGCCUCCUGGUACUGGUAAGACGUUGCUAGCUAAAGCAACUGCUGGUGAGGCAAAUGUGCCAUUUCUAACUGUAUCAGGCUCGGAAUUUUUAGAAAUGUUUGUCGGUGUCGGCCCAUCUAGAGUUAGAGACAUGUUUUCUAUGGCCCGUAAGCAUGCACCAUGCAUCUUAUUCAUUGAUGAAAUAGAUGCUGUUGGUAGAAAGAGAGGUGGUCGUAGCUUUGGGGGUCAUUCGGAACAGGAAAACACUCUGAAUCAACUUCUAGUAGAGAUGGAUGGCUUUAAUACCACAACAAAUGUUGUAGUACUUGCUGCAACAAAUAGGGUGGAUAUUUUGGAUAAGGCGUUGCUAAGACCUGGCAGAUUUGACAGGCAGAUCUUCGUGCCUGCUCCAGAUAUAAAGGGAAGAGCGUCUAUAUUCAAAGUUCAUCUGGCACCUCUUAAGACGACGAUUAAUAAAGACAAUUUGGCUCGCAAAAUGGCUGCAUUGACUCCAGGUUUCACUGGCGCGGACAUAGCCAACGUGUGCAACGAAGCAGCUCUAAUCGCCGCAAGAGAGCUAGCCAACAACAUCACAAUGAAAAACUUCGAACAAGCCAUUGAGAGAGUUGUAGCUGGCAUGGAAAAGAAAUCGAACGUACUCCAACCUGAUGAGAGAAAGAUUGUGGCUUAUCACGAAGCUGGGCAUGCGGUGGCAGGCUGGUUCUUACAACACGCCGAUCCAUUACUGAAAGUCUCCAUCAUACCAAGAGGCAAAGGGCUUGGAUACGCCCAGUACUUACCAAAAGAACAGUAUUUGUACAGCAAAGAACAACUCUUUGACAGGAUGUGCAUGACAUUAGGAGGUCGAGUAAGCGAAGAGCUUUUCUUCGGUAGAAUAACAACAGGAGCUCAAGACGACUUGAAAAAGAUAACCCAAAGCGCUUACGCCCAAAUAGUACACUACGGAAUGAACGCUAAAGUUGGGAACGUUUCCUUCGAAAUGCCACAACCCGGCGAAAUGGUCAUAGAUAAACCAUACUCGGAAAAAACGGCAGAGUUAAUCGAUUCCGAGGUCAGAGAAUUAAUAAACUCCGCGCACAAACAUACCACGGAAUUAUUGACGAAACAUAAGGAAAACAUCGAAAAAGUGGCUGAGAGACUUUUGAAGCAAGAGAUUUUGAGUAGAGAUGACAUGAUCGAGCUUUUAGGACCCAGACCCUUCCCUGAAAAGAGUACUUAUGAAGAAUUCGUUGAAGGUACAGGUUCUUUAGAGGAGGACACCACACUACCCGAAGGUCUCAAAGAUUGGAACAAAGAAAAGCCGACCACGCCAAAGUCUGAUAGUAUACCCUCUGCGAGUCCCAGUAAAUAAGCCAUUAUAAUAGUUAGAUUGUUGAGUUUUUAGUCGGUUUAUGUGAAAUAAAUAGAUUACAUUUAAGA